UUUGUGUCUGACUCCGCCCCUGCAUAAGGCGGCGUCGUUUUGAAUGGUUGAAUGGAGUGAAUUGAAAUGGCGGACUUAGUAUGCAGAGGUUUGCGAGAUGGGGUUUUGGAGGGAGAAUAUGCACCUGCUUUACUCAUAAAAGAUACCCUGCAAAUUUCUCUGGGAGUCCAUGUAUUCAAUCACUUUCUCCUCUCUCUAUCUUCGAAUAUUUCAUCGGGAAAAGCUCAGUCCAGGGGGUUGGUCGUUGUCGCGUUUGCUUGUCCACCUUGCUUUUAUGUUGAUUUAUUGAGGAGCAGAGGAAUUGGUGUAGCAUCUUUGUCUAACUGGAUCAGGAUUGUGGAUUGCUAUUCAGAUCCUCUUGGUUGGAAGGACAAACUUUUGAAUUCGGGUUUUUCCGCUCAACUUUCAUCCAAAAGCCAUGACAAGUCCUCUGUUGGAGAUGUUGAAUGUCUUUUCAGGGAUGUUGGGGAUGCUGAAAAAUUGAGUUCUCUGGUUUUUGAUCUUGGUAGAGGAUUAGUUGGACCAGGAAAAGGACGCUUCUCUGUGGCAAUUGACUCGGCAAGUGAAUUGCUGAGGCACACAUCAUUGCUUUCAGUUUCCAGCCUGAUAAAUAAUCUUCGUAGCCAUGAUCAAGUUGCAUCUCUCUUCUGGUUGUUGCAUUCGGACCUUCAUGAGCCCAGAGCAAUUUUGUCCCUUGAAUACUUGUCUAGUAUGGUGGCUGGUUUGGAACCCAUCGCUUCGCCUUCAACAGAUGCUCAAAGAAAUCACCAUAAUCACCUAUUUCAGCUUGAACAGAACUCUAGAAGAGGAAAAUUGCACAUGAGGUUGAAGCGCCGGAAUGGGAGAGUCAAAAUUCUCUUUGAGGAGUUUGAUGUGGAGCAAGGGGGCAUCAAGUUUGUUCCAGUUUCUUUGGGAAAUGCUAUUCGGAAUGAUGCUAUUUUGCCUAAGGUUCAGUUCAAUCUCCAACUAACUGAUAAAGAACGAGGUGAUAGGGCAAAAGUUAUACUUCCCUUUGAACACCAAGGGAAUGGCGAGGACAUAAAGAUUUAUGACGGUCGAGGACCCAUUGCAGAUGCCCCAAAAAAUAUAUUUCCCACCCCACGGUUGGAUGAAUCAGCUUCUGCAACAAUAACCACAUCAUCCAAUGGUGGAAAAGGUGAGAUCCAUUAUUUUCGUGAUUCAGACGAAGAGGCUCUUGACACCGAUGAAGAUCCAGAUGAUGAUUUGGAUAUUUGAGUUUCAUUCUCAGGUCUGUUUCCUUCGAUUAUUACGGGAAAAAGAAUACACAAUUUUAAAAUCAAUAGUUCGUUUGUUUGUUCUCGCUUUGUCAGGUUCUUACGAGUUAUUGGUCUUCUUCAGCCAGUGUAGAAUGUAAUGUUCCCAGGAAUGAUAUUUCAAAAGAUGAAGUAUAUUUCCAAGGUUUUCCUUGUUUUCAAAC
Messenger RNA from Amborella trichopoda, 1438 nucleotides. RefSeq names its product elongator complex protein. The record is from RefSeq and is a predicted model, not a curated record. Gene Ontology annotation, molecular function: tRNA binding. NCBI's taxonomy places the organism in Eukaryota, Viridiplantae, Streptophyta, Magnoliopsida, Amborellales, Amborellaceae. Gene Ontology annotation, cellular component: elongator holoenzyme complex; nucleus; cytosol. Gene Ontology annotation, biological process: tRNA wobble uridine modification.